AUGGCGGCCGCCAAGGCGGCCAUGGCCUCGGCAUCGCAGAAGGCGCGCGAAGCGCAAAAGAAGGAGGCACAAGUGGAGCAGGAGAAGAAGGAGCUUCGUGAGCAGGGAAAGGAGGAGAAGCGUAAAGAGAAGGAGGUGCGACCCGACAUGACACAGGAGCAGGAGAAGCUGGACAAAGAAAAGUCUGCCCUCCAAAAAGAGAGGGAGCAAUUGAAUGGCCUAAAGAAAGAAGCAGAGGAGGAGCUCCGGAAAGCUCGUAAAGCCACGAAUGACGCAGAGUGGGCUCAGACAGAUGCCUUGGACAAGUUGAAGAGAGGCAUGCUGAAGCGCUCUGCGGCCAAUGAUGAUGAAGCUGCAAAGGUGGAAACCAAAGCACGGCAGAGCUUCCAGGAGGCACGAAAGCAGAAGGAGGAAGCUAUUGUGGCAGAGAAAAGCUAUCGGCAAAAAGCCGUGCAGGCUAAAGCUGCACAAGCAGCUGCGUGGAAGCAGCAAGCCAAAGCCGAGGCCAUGGAACGAAGGCGUCAAGCAGAGCUGGAUGCGUUGCAGGAGGAGCAGAAGUCAAUAGCCAAAGACAAAGCAAAGCUGGAAGAGGAACUCGCCAGUGUUCAGCAAGCGAG
Molecule: messenger RNA, 617 nt
Organism: Durusdinium trenchii
Lineage: Eukaryota; Dinophyceae; Suessiales; Symbiodiniaceae
Source: the annotation of a GenBank genome assembly